AUUGAGAUAUUCCCACAGACCAACGCAAAACCAGGAACGUGGAUCGCUUUGAAUGUACGAAAAAGAGAACAAGGAAGCAACAUGUGCCGAUAACUAUACAAGUAAUAUGAUCACAGCAAUAUAGAAAGGAAAUAGAGAAAAUAGUAAUUGUACUGGAUAUUUAAAAUACUGCGGUUAUUAUACAGAUUUGAUGUUGAAUUCAGGCUAGUUGACACUCAACAAAAUGUAAAUCAAAACUAGACAUUGAACUGACAUCUGUGCCCAGUGGGACUGUACGAACUAUGAAGAGAGAGGUCAACGCCGGGGUGAAUUUCCUGAGACGCCUAGCCGUGGAGCGGGGUGGCUUAGAUGGAACCAAAGCUGACGCUUUUGCUGGAAAGCUGCGGCAACUUCUGUGCGACAAAUUCAAAGACCACUGGUACCCCGACAACCCCAACAAAGGACAGGCAUUCAGGUGCAUCAGGGUAAGCGAGGGGGUGGUGUAUGAUGAGGAGGUGCUGAGAGCGUGUGAGGAGAGCAAGCUCAAACCCAGCGAGCUGGGCCUCCCAUGCGAAAUUGCGCUGUGGAUCGACCCACUGGAGGUGUGCGCACGGUCAGGGGAGAACUGCAGGUACUUCACAGUAGCACGUUUCAAAGAAGGAGAAGAGGAGGAUAAGGAAGAUGUGAAAGGAGACAAAGAUGUUGACCUGGAUACGUCUGACUACCACUCUGCCAGCUCAUCUGACUGUGGCUCUGCUGUCUCCAGCGAUACAGAGGAGGAGGGGAAGGAUGGAGAGACGGACGGAAGAAAAGAUGGGGAGAAGACGAAAGAGAAAGAGGGAAAGAAAGAGAAGGAGAAGGCGGAGGGCGAACCUUAUGUGAUUGCCAUGAUGCCCAGGGUUCGGGACAGGUUCCGGGGGGAGCAUGCUCAACAGAAGAUCACCAAAACACUGCUCCAGCCCACCUCACAGCAUUACUUCUACCACCCUGCCCCUGUGUGGCCCACAACAUACAAGAAGAAGGGUCCUGUGUUCCUCACCACAAUGUAUGCGCCUCCACCUCCUCCAGUGUUCGGCUACUACCUCCUGCCCCAGCCACCCCCGCAGUUCAUCAUGCCUUAUGCCACUCUGCAGCCAUGGGGGGCUGUGAAGAACUAAACCAACUGGUUGGAGAGGGGGAGGUUAAACUGCUAUUUUACAUAUGAGCCGAUCACGCAUUAAGCCAAUCACAAUGGGUCUGUGCAGGUUUUUGAAGGUGUGGGUGAGGCGCAAUUAAGAUAGUUUGACAAAAUAUUUGAAGGGUUAGCGAGGAGCAGAACUUGAUUCAUUAUAUCAUUUUUUGAUUGCCGUACACUUAAUUAUUUUCUUUUUGGUGACAAUCAGUUUUGGGGAUUUCCUCUAUGUAACUUUCUUAGGUAGAAUUGCCACUGAAGUAAACAGGGAUUAUACUAAAGCAAGCAUUUAGUAAAUAUUGCUACAGGCACUUCCCUAAGGGCUACCAGUGGGGUUAGGGUAAUCCACUGAUUAAAAGUAGUCUAUUCAUAUGAUUCGUAUUGACAAAAAGCAGUGGAACUGGCUUUGAGUUACAGAGUGUAGUUUGAGGGCUGUAUUCCUUCAUUGGGUGCUCAUAACAUCUCAGGAAUCCUCAGUAAUAAGCUGAAAAACAAAGCUUCUUUGAUGAUUUUAGAUAUUUUUGUAAAUAUUAUAGACUACCUUUCACCUGUCACCUCUAAGCAUCAACAUUGUAAAUAUGAACUGUAAGAUACAGAGCAGUUCAUGGUCCUGGUGGGCCUAAAAUACUUCUGGUUUUUGUUUCUACUGGUAGUUAAUUGGACUCACCUGGUGUCACAGGUCUGAAUUAGUCCCUGAUAAGGAGAGGAUGAAAACUAGUAGUGUAUCAGGACCUAGAUUGGACAGCCCGUAGACUGUAGUGAAAUGCAGUUACAUGUAGUAACAUACGUACCGUGUCUCUUGAGUUCUCUGAAGCUGCAUCUAACUGCACAUCAUUACAAUAUAAUGUAUCAAUACGAGACAAUGGUCUUAUUAUUUUUGACAAUUCACUGUGAUUGUAACCUGUAUAUUUUACCUGUCAAGUACAAACCUCUCUCUAUUUUAUAAUAAUUAACAGACCAACCAGAAGCUUUUUGUACAUACUGUAACCUGUUAACAAAUAGUAAUUAUCAACCACAUUUGCUUUUUGAAUUUGUUGUAAUUUAUUUUUCCACCGGUGGGUGGUACCAAAAUCACUGUUGUAAAGUCAAAUUCCAUGCAUUUUUAUGGAUAUUCUUUAUUUUACAUAUCUUGAUAAAGUUUGUAGUGUUGGUGCAUGUAUAAUUUUAAAAGUUCUUUGUUUAUCAUUUCCUGAUUUAUAAAUCUUUAGUCUGCUAAAGCCCAGAUUGAAGAACAUCACAAUUGUGAUGUACUCUUAUAAUCUCCACCCGGCACAGCCUGGUUCCUCUCUAGGUUUCUUCCUAGGUUCGUGCUGCAUUGAUUGCUGUUAGUGGUUUUAGGCUGGGUUUCUGUAUAGCACUUUGUGACAUCUGCUGAUGUAAAAAGGGCUUUAUAAAUAAAUGUGAUUGAUUGAUGGGAUAAAAUGGGUCUGCACUGAACUGUAUACACUCCUGUAUAAUCAGUCUUCCAUGGAUUUACUGUAAAUAGUUUUAUAUAUUGGAAAUUAAAAAUGCUUGGGUGAUCCAAAUGUUUAGCUUUAAUAUGAAUAGAUGUUUUCAUAACUUAAUACCUAUAUUCUCUAUUUUUAUACUGGCUUUUAUUGGCCCAUUGGUCUGCUCUGGAUGUAUAUUUAUUCAAUUUUAUGAAUUGCCUUUUCACUUGUUCUGAGUACAGAGCAGUACUUUCUAUUCACACGAUUCUUACUGUAUUUGAUAGACAAUUGUCCAUGCUAAUGUUUAUGUUAAGCUGUGUCAGUUUUUAUACUGAUAUCAUCUCUCUGUUUUGUCAGCACAUAUCAUUAAAUCAAUCGAUUUAUAAA
This is a messenger RNA of Oncorhynchus masou masou (cherry salmon), 2967 nucleotides long. Its product is annotated as maternal B9.15 protein. The record is from RefSeq and is a predicted model, not a curated record. NCBI's taxonomy places the organism in Eukaryota, Metazoa, Chordata, Actinopteri, Salmoniformes, Salmonidae. Bases 282 to 1136 code for a protein of 284 amino acids. The transcript is spliced from 6 exons. Gene Ontology annotation, biological process: negative regulation of mitotic cell cycle; negative regulation of cell population proliferation. Gene Ontology annotation, cellular component: nucleus; cytoplasm.